Molecule: messenger RNA, 3257 nt
Organism: Austrofundulus limnaeus
Lineage: Eukaryota; Metazoa; Chordata; Actinopteri; Cyprinodontiformes; Rivulidae
Product: volume-regulated anion channel subunit LRRC8E
Exons: 3
Coding region: 119-2554 (811 amino acids)
Biological process (GO): cyclic-GMP-AMP transmembrane import across plasma membrane; aspartate transmembrane transport; monoatomic anion transmembrane transport
Cellular component (GO): monoatomic ion channel complex; cytoplasm; plasma membrane
Molecular function (GO): protein binding
Source: RefSeq, a predicted model, not a curated record
CGCCUUCACACAGGUGUGUUUCUCCUGAGGUGAUGAAAAAUAAAAGAAGCCAGAGUGAGCCGAGUAUCGCCGGACACAGAGGACGUGUCCGGACGCAGCAGGGCUGCGAAGCAGCAGGAUGAUCCCUGUGGGGGAAUUUAAAAGUCUCGGAACCGAGCUGAACUCCAGGUUUCGGGUUCUGAAGCCCUGGUGGGAUGUUUUCUCCGAGUACCUGUGCAUCGCUAUGCUCAUGAUUGGAGUUUUUGGAUGUACUAUACAGCUAACCCAGGAGAAAAUUGCAUGUCUGCCAAGCCACUUCACCAGCCCAACGCCGGAUGCAAUCGACUGCAGCCACAUCCGCAGCUACAGGGAGAACGAAACAUCGCAGAGUGCUUCGGACAAGCCGGAAAACCCCAUCCUUCAGGAGGUGUUUGGUCGCAAGAACAACCUGGACAUCCACCAGUAUGUGUUCAUCAACCACUACUGCUAUGAAAGGGAAGUACACUGGUAUGCAAAGUACUUCCCUUACCUCGUCGUGAUCCACACCAUGAUGUUCAUGGUGGCGAGCAGCUUCUGGUUUAAGUUCCCCGGUACCUCCUCCAAAAUCGAUCUGUUUGUCUCCAUCCUCACCAAGUGCUUUGACUCGCCCUGGACGACGAGGGCCUUGAAUGAGGUUUCAGAGGAAAGAGGCGAGGAGAAGCUGGUGAUCUUAAGGAGCAACACCGUUUUAAAGAAUCCGGUAGAACAGCGAGCAGACGAGGAGGAGACCAUAGGGCUCCUGCGGUCUGCCUCGGUCAAGUCCAAUCCAGAAAAGAAAGUCGCAGAACCUCAGACGACUCUCUCUGUGCUGGACAAGAAGGAGGGGGAGCAGGCCAAAGCUCUUUUUGAAAAGGUGAAGAAGUUUCGAACUCAUGUGGAGGAGGCGGACCUCUUGUAUCUCAUGUAUGUGCUGCAAACGUCACUCAAGGUUCUCCAGUUCCUGAUCAUCAUUGUCUACACAGCGGUCCUGGUGCAGAACAUUGAAACAAUCGUACGUUGUUACGUUCCUCUCGAGCUGACUGGAUUCAGUGUUUUUUGCUGUAACCACAACAAAGCCCACCUGUUCUCCAAGCUGGCCUACUGCUACAUCUGCUUUGUGGGACUGUAUGGAGUCAUGUGCAUCUACACCCUCUACUGGGUGUUCCACCGACCUCUGAAGGAGUACUCGUUUGAGCACGUACGACUGGAGACGGGAAUCAACGACAUACCAGAUAUGAAGAAUGAUUUUGCCUUCCUCCUGCACCUUGUGGACCAGUACGAUCCUCUGUACUCCAAAAGGUUUGCAGUGUUUCUUUCUGAGGUCAGCGAGAGCCGCCUCCAUCAGCUCAACCUCAACUAUGAGUGGACCAACAAAAAGCUGCGCGCCCGGCUCGCCAAGAACUCCAGGGAUCGUCUGGAGCUCCAUCUUUCGAUGUUGCCGGGGCUUCCUGACACUGUUUUUGAGCUUUCUGAACUGGAAUCACUCAAGCUGGAGCAAGUGAAAAAUGUUACCGUCCCAGCUGGAGUGAUAAAGCUGGACUCUCUGCAGGAGUUAUCGCUGAUCUACACUCCUGCAAAGCUUCAGCAGUCUGCCCUGAACCACCUCCAGGAGAAUUUAAAGGUUCUACGUCUGACUUUUGAGAAUCCAGAGGAGAUUCCUGGGUGGAUGUAUACGCUUCAUGGUCUCGAGGAGUUGUAUCUCUCUGGUCCUUUAACCAGUGAGGUAUCCAAGGGUGCCACUUUGGAAUCCCUGCGAGACCUCCAAAAUCUGAACCUCCUCUCCCUCCGAUCCAACCUUAAAAAGAUCCCACCCAGUGUGGCGGAUCUGGCCUCACAGCUACAGCAUUUGAUCAUUCAUAACGAAGGGGUCAAGCUCCAAGCGUUCAGCAGCCUGAAGAAGUUAACAACCMUAGUUUCAUUAGAGCUCUCCGGGUGUGAGCUCGAACGCAUCCCGAGCGCCGUCUUCAGCCUGAGCAAUCUGCAGGAGUUGGACCUGAAGGACAACAAACUCACCACUGUGGAGGAGAUUCUGAGUCUGCAGCACUGCCGGCGUUUGGUGACGCUGCGACUGUGGCACAAUAAGAUCACCUACAUCCCCGAACACAUCAGUAAGCUGUCCACGCUGGAGAUGAUCGACAUCAGCUGGAACAAGCUUCGAAAGCUUCCCUCACGCCUCUUCUACUGCACCAAGCUCAGGCACCUCGACGUCUCCCACAACCAGCUGACGUCUCUUCCCCCUGCCAUCAACAUCCUGCAGGGUCUUCAGUUCUUCUCUGCCGCCUUCAACUCUUUAGAGGCGUUGCCAGAGGAGCUGUUCUCUUGUAAGAGACUGAAGACGCUGGUUCUCGGGAACAACUGCCUGUCAUCUCUUAGCUCCAGAGUGUCCAACCUGGCCCAGCUGGUGCGACUUGAUGUUAAAGGGAACCGCCUGGAGUCUCUACCCGUGGAGCUAGGAGACUGUCCUCUGCUGAGACGCAGUGGGUUGAUAGUCGAGGACAGUCUGUAUGAACUUCUGCCAUUAGAUUUACAAAAGAAGAUGAAUCAUAGCAAGAACUGACGAUUAGGAGCUUCAAMGACUUGUCUUUUUUUGAAGAUGAUGAUGUUGGUCAAUAGUGUUAAUCCAUUCAACCAGGCCGUUGGAUAAGAUAUGUAAGAAACAAUUUAAAAAACUGUAACCUAAACCACAAUCAAUCAAAAAUUGAAAACUGCAGUGGCAGAUUGUGGAUUAUCUCUGCAUAUCUCUACUACAAGAACAAAAAUAUGUGCUGUAAAUGUAUUAUAACUUAUUUUUGUAACUUCAUUCCUUGGGGGAUUCAUGUUUUACUAACAUAGAAAACAUGAUGUUGGAGAAAAAGAUCUAUUUAAGAUCAGACACUGAACAAAACAAGGACUGUGUACUACACACAAAUAAAAACACACAGAGUAAGCUUUGGCCUUAAAACAUUCAUUGCCCUUAUUUUAACUCAAACUCGUGAUGUUUAUCUCCUACUAUUUUUUAUGUCCCCUCUUGUUAAACAUGUUUUUUUAUGUUUUAUUUUUUCAUCUCAAACUGGAUUGACCCACUCUGUUGGGUCAUGUUGUCCCGAUUCAGAAACAAAUGAAGAGUGUAGAACUCCUAUCAGAGAGAUAUAAUGGCUUUAUUUUAUUUAGUCAAAUGAAAGAAAAUAAAUUCAUCCAUGUAUGAAAAUGUAAACCUGAAUGAAAUGUGUAUCGUGGCAUUAUUUUUACAGCAAGAAAGAAUAAAAGCUAAAGUAUUAUGU